AUUAUUUUGUAGAUAUAAAUACAUAAUCCUCACUCCCACAAUUCUCUUCACUUCUUUCCCUUCACUUUCUCUCAUUUUCUCUCCAUCCAAACAGAAAAUCACAACUCCCAUGGACGACGACCCCUCUGCUUCAUACAUCCACAUGGUGCACCACCUGAUCGAGAAGUGUAUAAUUUUCAACAUGACCAAAGAAGAGUGCAUGGAAGCUCUCUCCAAACAUGCAAAUAUCAAACCGGUCAUCACUUCCACCGUGUGGAAUGAACUGGAGAAGGAGAACAAGGAAUUCUUUGAAGCGUAUAAGAAGAAACGACGUGACGUUACUGUAAAGGUAUCCGAGGGUAAUUCGUCCGACACGUCGGAUUUCAACUUGCUGGGUUCGAGGGAUACGACGUCGUCCUUGAGUCGGUAGGUGAAAAAACAGGCCGCGGUGUAGGGUGGGUGGAAACUAAUAAAAU
This is a messenger RNA of Benincasa hispida (wax gourd), 455 nucleotides long. RefSeq lists its product as uncharacterized. NCBI's taxonomy places the organism in Eukaryota, Viridiplantae, Streptophyta, Magnoliopsida, Cucurbitales, Cucurbitaceae. The record is from RefSeq and is a predicted model, not a curated record.